GGUAGAGAUUUUAAACUGGGUAUGUUGUCUGCAAAAUUGAAGUGUUUGUGGAACGCUAAGAAUGAGCAUGAUGGGUUCCAAUUCCAAAGCAGCAGGUUCUCACUCUCACUGCUCUUCAGCUUCCAUUGAUAUAUGGUCUGAAAUCCUUGCCACUGAAACCCUAAGCCCUCACCAACACCAACAAAUCAAUGUCGUUUAUCGCAAAAGAAACCCUCCCCGCAACAACUCAAAGCAUUCUGAUCCCGCAUGGCCGCCGCCAAGCCGGGUGAGUCUGGCUGAUCCCAACAAACGAGUUAGUUGGAACCGUUCCCUCUCCACCAGGGGAAGGACGAGUAUUGCAGUUGGUGCUUGCAUGGUUUAUCAGCCUCAGUUGAAGCGUUCCCCAAAGGGAAAACAUGUGAAACCUCUGAAUUUUGAAAAGGAGAAACAGUACUUUCAAGAGGUUGAUGCUUUUGAGUUAUUAGAAGAGAGUCCCUCUCCAAAGAAGGUUGGCACAUGGACCAUACCUGAAGAGGCUCCAUUACCUGCUGUGUGCGCCAGGUUAGAGAGAUGGUUGCACUCCAGAAGGUUAAAGCCAAGCUGCGGCCCCUCCAGCACACUCUCUAAGAUAAUGGAUACUCCGGCCACUGGUUCUCAAAUCACCCAUGAUGUUGGCAUCAAUUCUGCGAUCUUGGAAACAUUGGAAAGAACGGUGGCGAAGAAUUCACAUCUGGAUACCAUUCAAGCUGGUGGCAAAAGAGGUUUGCUUGAUGGGAUUCCUCUUGAGGGGACCCUCGAUUUGCAAAUUGAUCAUAAUAUGAUGAUAGAUGAGAGUGAUGGAGGAUGCGAAGACAUUGAUCUUGCUGUUAAGAAACUCUCUCUGACUUCAACUUCAUCUUCAUUAGAUGACGGCCAUAUCAGUCCAUUUUCUGCUUUAUUGUCAAUUUGCGGACAGUCUGCACCUUCCUUGUUGGGCGAUGUGUUAUCUUGUUACUCAGAAACUAUCGUAAAAAUUGGCGAAGGAACAUAUGGAGAGGCUUUUAAGGUUGGCGGUUAUGUCUGCAAAAUAGUUCCUUUUGAUGGGGACUUCAGGGUAAAUGGGGAAAUCCAAAAGAGAUCCGAAGAACUGCUUGAGGAAGUGCUUCUCUGCAAAACUCUCAAUCAAUUGAGAGGAAAUGAAGGUGACUCUGAUAAUUUAUGCAGGACAUUCAUUCAAUCACUAGAAUUUAAAGUAUGCCAAGGUCCUUAUGACGCGACACUAAUUCAAGCAUGGGAAGCUUGGGAUGAGAAACGUGGUUCAGAGAAUGAUCAUCCAAAAGAUUUCCCAGAGAAACAGUGUUACGUGGUCUUUGUUCAAGAACAUGGUGGCAAGGAUCUUGAAAGUUUUGUACUUCUUAAUUAUGAGGAGGCAAGGACUUUACUGGUUCAGGCUAUAGCUGGGCUUGCUGUGGCCGAGUCUGCAUAUGAGUUUGAACAUCGAGAUCUUCACUGGGGAAAUAUACUUGUUAGCCGAAGUGAUUCUGUAACGUUGCAGUUCACUCUUGAUGGCAAGGAUAUGUUUGUUAAAACUUUUGGGUUGUUGAUAUCAAUUAUUGACUUUACUCUGUCAAGAAUAAACACAGGUGAUCGAAUACUGUAUUUAGACCUUUCCUCAGAUCCUGACCUGUUUAAAGGUCCAAAAGGAGACAAGCAGUCAGAAACGUAUCGGAGGAUGAGGGAGGUAACAGAAGAUUGUUGGGAAGGAAGUUUCCCUAGAACGAAUGUGUUGUGGGUGCUCUACUUAGUGGACAUACUCCUCCUGAAGAAAUCAUUUGAACGUACUCCAAGGGAUGAAAGAGAGCUACGCUCCUUGAAGAAACGUCUAGAAAGGUAUAACUCAGCCAAGGAAGCUAUUCUUGAUCCCUUUUUCAAUGACUUGUUCGUUGAACAAUGCAACAAGUGAAGUAUAUAUAUAGCAGAUGGAAAAAGAGGUAAUGCUCGCUCGCAUUGAGAAUUUUGCUUUUGCGAAGUGAAACUAUAAUUAAUUAUGUAGAUUGGUAUCUGAUAUAACGAACUAGUAUUGCAUAUGGAAAAUCACUAAACUUGAACGUUGAAGGCCACCCACCUUUUAGUGAGUGAUAUUCCUUUCACUGCA
Arachis duranensis is the source of this 2113-nucleotide messenger RNA. Its product is annotated as serine/threonine-protein kinase haspin homolog. The record is from RefSeq and is a predicted model, not a curated record. Bases 62 to 1921 code for a protein of 619 amino acids. The transcript is spliced from 14 exons. Gene Ontology annotation, cellular component: nucleus; cytoplasm. Gene Ontology annotation, biological process: protein phosphorylation; intracellular signal transduction; mitotic cell cycle. Gene Ontology annotation, molecular function: histone H3T3 kinase activity; ATP binding. NCBI's taxonomy places the organism in Eukaryota, Viridiplantae, Streptophyta, Magnoliopsida, Fabales, Fabaceae.